UGUAUUUGCUAGAUACUAACAUUUUUGUACACUCAUUUGUUUUUUUCUGAGGCGGUUGAAAUGUCACAGUUAGAGUACUUGCAUAGCUGCAACAAGAGGAGGAAAAGGUCAUCUGCAGAUCAAAGGGUUUUCAGGUUCAAGUCUUUCUGUGAGCCGGGUUAUCCAACUCAGUUCGAUGGCCCUUUCUGGAAGAAUGUCAGAGCAUUACUCGAAUUUGGGCAUAUGGAGAGUAUUCAUAGUACCAAUGGUAUGAUAAGCUGGUCCUUUCAGCUGGAAGUUCAUCGUCAUAGACCUGAUCACCGUGUCUUUCUGUUUGUUAUAGAGGAGCCAAUUGAAACUUCAAACUACCUCUACUGCAAACAUUGUCGCUACAUAGGGUGGGGACAGCAUAUGAUCUGCAACAUGAAGUAUCAUUUUGUAGUGCCCUCCAAGGAAACUGCAGCUAUGGCAUCAACAUGUUUGAGCUGCCAAGGUAAUUGCUGUGCUGAUGGUACAAUUUUAGCUGCAAGAUGCGGUACCAAGUCCUGCAGCUUGGUGGAACUGGAGGGUCACACUUUGCAUGGAGUGUUCCACUGCAAUGGCUUUGGGCAUUUGCUCUGUGUUAAUGGCCUUGAAAUGAAUUCAGACUUAACUGGUCACCAGGUCAUGGAUUUUUGGGACCGUAUCUGUACUGGCUUGCGUGCAAGGAAAGUGAGCUUGACAGACAUAUCUCAGAAGAAGGGCAUGGACUUGAGAUUACUUCAUGGACUAGCAUAUGGAGGGCCCUGGUUUUCGCGGUGGGACUACAAAUUUGGACGUGGAAGCUUUGGAGUUACAGAAUCCAUGUACCAAAAAUCAAUCCAGGCUUUACAGAACAUCCCCUUAUGCCUUCUGUUCCACCACUUAAGCCCCUCAGACAAUUACCUACCAAUCAUAUAUUCACGGUACCAAGCCUUAUCUGAGCAUUCCUUAAUAACCCUUAGUGACCUUUUCCACUUCAUGCUAGAGCUCAGGUCCCGCCUCCCAAAAGAGACUGCACCCUCUGAGCUGUUCAAUCCAGGUAUCCUUCUAGAAACUUCCUGCAGGUGGUCCCCUAAGAGGGUUGAAAUGGCCACUCGGGUCAUAGUUGAGUCUUUGAAAAGGGCUGAGCCGAAAUGGGUGUCAAGACAAGAGGUCAGGGAUGCAGCAAGGGUAUACAUUGGUGAUACAGGACUCUUGGAUUUUGUGCUCAAGUCACUUGGUAAUCAUGUUGUGGGAAAAUACCUUGUUCGUCGUAGCUUGAAUCCUGUAACCAAAGUUCUUGAAUAUUGCUUGGAAGAUAUGUCCAUUAGCCAUGAUCAUAACUUGAUGUUGAGGGAAUCUAAGUCUAAUAUGAUGGCGGUCACUAGGGCUCAACUCGCAAAGGACAUCAUGUACCUCUACAAAUCCACACUGAAAGAAAGAAAGGCAAUAUCAGGUUCAGGAAGCACAAUUUUAAUUGCUAGCAGGGUGAUCCUUGACAGCAAACACCUUGUCAAAGAAUUUAAUUAUCAACAAAACCUUCCACCUCGAAACAAAUUCAGCAUUGGGGAGGGACUAGUUGAUUUGUUCUGUACUUUACAGCUGAAAGACAAGCAAAUUAUGCAGCCUUACGAAAAUGUGAAAGUAAAAGGAAGCAUGAUGAUUGAAGAGUUAAAAAGGGAGGUUGAAAAAUGCUUCAAAGAUGUAUAUUAUGGAAUGAAAGGAUUAGUAAUUCAAUCAAUUGUCAAUGUUAAUGCAAAUGAAACAGAUUUUGUUUGUGGGGUGAUUGAAGAAGGAAAGGACAUCAUCUUUGAAGCAGGAUUUAUCGGUGAUGUUAAUGGGAACGAGCUUGGGAAUGGACCACUAAUGCAAAGAUGGAAUGUAUAUGAACUUGGAAAUUAUUGCCAUAAUCAAGGUUAUGGAUGCAUAGAUUGUGCCUGUGGUGCUAAAGAGGAUGACGGCGAAAGAAUGGUUGCCUGUGAUAUAUGCGAAGUCUGGCAGCAUACUCGAUGUGUUAGGAUUCCAAACAAUGAAGAGGUUCCAAGAAUUUUUCUAUGUGAUCGUUGUGAGCAAGACAUUAUCUUGUCCCCUUCUUUGAUUAUGUAGGUUAUUUAAUAGAUGAUUUACGUAUUAUGCAUGAUAGUAUUAGUAUGCACUACAAAAUUCAGUUAAUAUAAGCUUAAGCAUGCAAAAGAAGUCUCAUAUCUAGAUGACAUAUACAUAGAGGCAUAUUAUAAUGUAUGUGGUGAAAGAAUUCACACAAGAAGAGUGAAUAUAUAAAUUUGUAGACUAAGCAUUAGUUAUAUUUUUUGUAUUUUGGAUUUAUCCUUCUUAUAAUUCAAGUGUUUUUAUCCUCCCUUCAUUCCAAACUAAUAGUUGUUUUUGUUUGGUAACGAGUGGU
Chenopodium quinoa (quinoa) is the source of this 2380-nucleotide messenger RNA. Its product is annotated as PHD finger protein MALE STERILITY 1-like. The record is from RefSeq and is a predicted model, not a curated record. The transcript is spliced from 3 exons. Lineage: Eukaryota; Viridiplantae; Streptophyta; Magnoliopsida; Caryophyllales; Amaranthaceae. Bases 61 to 2085 code for a protein of 674 amino acids.